UGGGAAGUGGGAUGCGUUUGUGAGCUGUUCCCCCAGGACUGGACGCCUUAGUGAUUCAGCUCCAUUCUCAUUCCAUUCCCCACCCGCCAGGACCCCCAUGAAGCUCCCGGCCUUACUGAGCCUUCUGAUCCUGAUGCUGCAGGAAGCAGGGACAGCAUCUCUCUCAAAGGAGGAGAGGGGAGAAGAGCAGCCGUAUGGGGAAGGCGAUUCUUAUGCCAUUCUGCAUCUGGGGGACUAUGUCCUGAGCCUGGACAACUACGAAGAGGUCAUCGAUCCAAGCAACUAUGAUGAACUCACAGACUACGGGGACCAGCUCCCCCAGGUUAAAGGGACCAGCCUGGCUUCUCUCACCAGGACACGCUUUACUCAGAGCACAGAGGCUGCAAGGACACUCCCUUCAAACCCCACGACGGCCAGGCCUCCGACACUAGGCCUGCUGGCUGCCCCGGCCAACCACGGCCUGCCAACCUGUCUGAUCUGCGUGUGCCUCGGCUCCUCGGUGUACUGUGACGACGCGGACCUGGAGAACAUCCCUCCCCUUCCCCAGACGACUGCCUACUUAUAUGCUCGGUUCAACCGCAUCAGCCACAUUCGGGCCGGAGACUUCAAAGGGCUGACAAAACUGAAGAGGAUUGACCUCUCCGGCAAUUCCAUCUCCGCCAUCGAUGACAAGGCCCUCCGCCUGCUGCCUGCUCUGCGGGAUCUCAUCCUCCCUGAGAACCAGCUCGUGGCGCUGCCUGCGCUGCCCACCAGCAUCGAGGUCCUGGAUGUCCGCAUGAAUCGGCUCCAGAGCUCAGGGAUACAGCCUGAAGCCUUCAGGGCACUGGAGAAGCUGCAGUUCCUCUACCUGGCCGAUAACCUGCUGGACGCCAUCCCCCGGCCCCUGCCCCUGAGCCUGCGCUCACUGCACCUGCAGAAUAACAUGAUAGAGACCAUGCAGAGGGACGCCUUCUGUGACGCCGAGGAGCACAGAUACACCAGGAGGCAGCUGGAAGACAUCCGCCUGGACGGCAACCCCAUCAACCUGAGCCUCUUCCCCAGCGCGUACUUCUGCCUGCCUCGGCUCCCCACGGGCCGCUUUGUCUAAGUCUGCCGGCCCCCCGAACAGCAACCUUUCAUCCGGGCAUUAUUAGUCAGCCUCAAGAUCCAGCGGCAGAAACCCACUGUUCCCCCUGCCUCAACACACACACACACGUGCACACACGCGCACGCACAUAUGCACUCACGCACGCACAUGCAGCCGUGCACACACAUGCACACACGCACGCACACACACAGAGAAAUAUCCUCCAGGAGCCAGAUUUACAUUUCUCCAUCCUCUUUCCUUAACACCUUAUGGCUCCUGGAUCAAAGAAUAGAGAUGUCUGCAGCAAAGCUCUUUCCCAUAUUCCUGAUUCUUCCUACCCACACAGAAGGCCAAGCGAAUCAUGUAAGAAGCAGAGGAGGGACAGAAAGAGAAGAGGAAGGGGAAAAAGCAGUCGUGUGCUGGAGCUAGUUCUUACUACUAGGCUUGCAAGAACUGAUUAUUAAAUUUUCCAGAAUUUUUCAAGCCAGUUGUUAAAUGCAGUCAUUAUUAAAAACUAAAUCAUGUAA
Messenger RNA from Capra hircus (goat), 1593 nucleotides. It is a transcript of the gene OPTC, whose product is annotated as opticin. The transcript has 6 exons. The record is from RefSeq and is a predicted model, not a curated record. NCBI's taxonomy places the organism in Eukaryota, Metazoa, Chordata, Mammalia, Artiodactyla, Bovidae. The coding region runs from base 98 to 1087 and encodes 329 amino acids. Gene Ontology annotation, molecular function: protein binding.